UUCUGUGCGUGCUGGCGAGCGCAAUAUGAAUUAGUCAGCGGCGCUUCGCUACAUUUCCUAUAUUCGCUCGAUUCUUUGGCAUCUAUCCGACUGGACAAUCUGGACUAACUGCAUCCAAAGCGUAUACAACUGCAUCUGCCGCGAUGUCGUUGACGGGAACGCAGGACUACGAUCGCAAGUACCUGCUCAGCAUGCCGGGCCUGUGCAAGCUGGCCUGUUUGCUGUGCAGCUUUGUUGGAAUACUGUGCAUCAUCUGCGGACCGGUGCGCGUGAGCAAUUUCCGCGGCAGUUUCUACCUGGCCGUGGUCACCAUCGGAUUCGUGGCCACCGGCUGCCUGCUCCUGGCCAGGUACCUCCGGUUGUGGCAGCGCCAGUUCUGCCGGUGCGAUCCCACGCUCUGGUCCCUGGCGGUGCACUCCUCAUUGGCCCUGGCCUACUUCGCGGCCUCCGGACUCGUUCUCUCCCUGGACAUUGGAGCCUACACGGCGGCGGCGUUCUUCGGCCUGACAGCAUUCUGCAUCAACGGACUGGAGGCCUAUGGAAACUAUCGGCGCAGUCGCCAGCGGGAGGUGGCCACCCAAACGAUAUAGACUUCGCUUCAGGUGCACGAACCCAGCUUUUGGUGGCUCUUACUACGUUAGGCUUACUCUGUGUGUGUGUAUCUGUGCGAGAGCGAGUAUCUGUGUGCGACCGAGUAUCUGUGAGUGCGUGUGUGUGUGAGUUUGAGAGAGCGAGUAUCGCUUGCGUUUGCUUGAAGCAUUUAAGUCUGAAGUUUGAAAUUGUGGCAAGCUUUUGUCGCGCGAACAGUUACCGUAUGUGUUAUCUAAUAGUCGCUAGAUAUAGGUCAAGAAGUGAAGAAGAUAAAGCCAGUCGAUCGCAGCAAUAACGUAGAUAUAAUAGCGAACAGAUAGCGAGAGAAAACCACUAACAAGAGAGCAAAUUCCAAAGAGAUAAGUUGUAUUGUGCCACUGGCUCUGCUUCUUCCCUUCUUCUGAUAACUGGUUAACAAUGCGUGAAUAUAUAUAUGUAUAUAUACAUAUAGAUUUUUUUUACCUUUAUUAAGUACAUAGUAUUCGUGUGUCUCAAGUGAAUAUAACCUGAAGUAGUUAGUUUAAUAUCGAUCCGCAGCACAAUGCUUUUUAUGACCACUGAAUUGUUGUAUUUAUAAACAAAAAAAAACCGUUUGCAAUGGAAGAAUAAAAAAUACAUGAGUGUAA
This is a messenger RNA of Drosophila sechellia, 1217 nucleotides long. RefSeq lists its product as uncharacterized. The transcript has 3 exons. The record is from RefSeq and is a predicted model, not a curated record. The coding region runs from base 144 to 590 and encodes 148 amino acids. Gene Ontology annotation, cellular component: membrane. NCBI's taxonomy places the organism in Eukaryota, Metazoa, Arthropoda, Insecta, Diptera, Drosophilidae.